AUGAUGAUUAGAGAAGUUCAUCAUCAUUUUGGACAUGCCAAUCACCAGACGGUGAUGAAUGAGGUGAACCAAAAAUUUUAUGUCUUGAACCUGCGUAAUGUAGUACGAAGUGUGUCACAUCAUUGUCAGUGGUGCAGGACAUACAGGUCAAAACCGCAGAACGUGCCACUAGGAAAUAUUCCUCUGGAGAGAAUAGCUCACAAUGAACCACCUUUUACAUGCUCAGCCGUAGAUUAUUUCGGACCUAUGAGUGUGACUAUAGGAAGGCGACACGAAAAACGUUGGGGUGUUUUAUUUACGUGUCUGACCAUCAGAGCAGUACACCUAGAAUUAGCAGCCUCAUUGACACCAGCGUCAAUGAUAAUGGCAUUGAGGCGAUUUAUCGCCAGACGAGGAAAACCAGCCGUUAUAUACAGCGAUAACGGGACAAAUUUCAAAGCUGCGAAUAAAGAAUUAUUGAAAGCAUGCGAAGAAUGCUAUGAGGGCAUGAAAAAUGAGUCAUUUAAAAAAUAUAUUAAAUGGAAAUUUAUACCUCCGGGAGCACCGCACAUGGGUGGCGCCUGGGAGAGGUUAGUAAGAUCAAUUAAAAUUGCGUUGACCGCUACGCUCAAAGAAAGGAGCCCGCGAGAGGAGGUUCUGCAUACGUUGCUUUUGGAAGCAGAGCAUACUGUAAAUUCCAGACCUCUGGUAACAUUCAGUAUGGAUAGUCCUGAAGAGGGUUUGACACCCAAUCAUUUUCUUCUGGGACGCUCAUGUGGUGAUCGACCACCUGGAUUAUUUUUAGAGCAACAUCUGACGGGUCAACUCAAUUGGAAAUCUGCACAGAGGUUAGCCGACCAUUUUUGGACAAGAUGGCUAAAAGAAUACAUGCCUACUUUAAUACCUCGAACAGGUAAUAACGGAAAGUUUAUGGAGCCUAAAGAAGGUGAUAUUGUCUUGAUAAUAGAUCAUUCAUUGCCACGAAAUACGUGGCCGAAAGGCAAGAUUAGUAGGACGCUACCGGGACCAGACGGUCACACUAGAGUGGUUGACGUCAUUACUAGCACAGGUAUCUUGAGGAGACCUACAUCCAGAAUAAUAGUCCUGGUACCCGCGACGCCUCCCAAAUGA
Parnassius apollo (apollo) is the source of this 1110-nucleotide messenger RNA. The record is from the annotation of a GenBank genome assembly. Lineage: Eukaryota; Metazoa; Arthropoda; Insecta; Lepidoptera; Papilionidae.